GAAAAACUGAGGAAAACCUCAUUGAUUAGUCUGUGACAGUUAGUGGUGCAAGAUGGCUCUAAAAGCGCUCGUCGGUCAAAAGAUUAUGAAUGAGGUGAUCCGCUACCGCGGUCCCAAAGGCAAGGAGUCACAAAGAAUAGAAUGGCGGAUACUCAUUGUAGACAAGCUCUCAAUGCGCAUGGUGUCUGCCUGCUGCAAAAUGCAUGACAUCUCUGCUGAGGGCAUCACUUUGGUUGAAGAUAUUGACAAAAAGCGAGAACCUCUUUGCACCAUGGAUGGCAUUUACCUCAUCACUCCAACUGAAAAGUCAGUGCUUUCUCUCAUCAAUGACUUUUCAGUUGGCAAUCGCAUUAUGUACAAGGCCGCUCAUGUCUUCUUUACUGAAGCUUGUCCUGAUGUCCUCUUUGACAGAUUAUCACGUAGUCGUGUAGCUAAAUUUAUUCAUACCUUAAAGGAAAUCAACAUUGCUUUUAUACCUUAUGAACAACAGGUGUUCUCCCUCGACUCGUCUGAGACAUUCCACUGCAUGUACAACCCGGCACAGGCGCAGACUCGCAACGCUAACAUGGAACGCAUCGCGGAGCAAAUUGCCACUUUGUGCGCCACUCUUGGAGAGUAUCCAUCAGUGCGAUAUCGCAGUGACUGGGAGCGCAAUGUGGAACUUGCACAACUUAUUCAACAGAAGCUUGACGCUUACAAGGCUGAUGAACCGACUAUGGGUGAAGGUCCUGAGAAGGCUCGCUCUCAGUUGCUAGUGCUGGACCGUGGCUUUGACUGCGUGUCCCCACUGCUCCAUGAAUUGACUCUUCAAGCCAUGGCCUAUGACCUGCUGCCUAUUGAAAAUGAUGUUUACAGAUAUGAAGCAUCCCAAGGUCAAGUGAAGGAGGUGCUGCUGGAUGAGAACGACGAGCUUUGGGUGGAGCUGCGUCACCAGCACAUUGCGGUGGUCUCCACCUCCGUCACCAAGAACCUCAAGAAGUUUACAGAGUCGAAGCGCAUGGGUGGUGGCGACAAGCAGUCGAUGCGCGACUUGUCGCAGAUGAUUAAGAAGAUGCCUCAGUACCAGAAGGAGCUGUCCAAGUACGCGACGCACCUCCGCCUCGCUGAGGACUGCAUGAAGGCCUAUCAGGGAUAUGUUGAUAAGCUGUGCAAGGUUGAACAGGAUCUUGCAAUGGGAACUGAUGCAGAAGGUGAGAAGAUCAAAGAUCACAUGAGGAGCAUUGUACCGGUUUUGCUUGAUCAGACGGUGACGAACUACAAGAAGAUGCGUAUAAUCGCGCUCUACAUAAUGUCUAAGAACGGCAUCUCCGAGGAGAACCUGAACAAGUUGGUGACGCACGCGCAGCUCGAGCCCGCGGACAAACAGGCGCUGCUCAACCUCGCCAACCUCGGUCUGAACGUCGUCGUCGAUGGCAACAGAAAGAAGCAAUACCAGGUGCCAAGGAAGGAGCGCAUCACAGAACAAACAUAUCAGAUGUCGCGAUGGACACCAGUUCUUAAGGAUAUCAUGGAGGAUGCAAUUGAUGACAAACUGGACCAGCGUCACUUCCCAUUCCUGGCGGGACGCGCUCAGACCUCCGGGUAUCAAGCACCCACCAGCGUUCGCUACGGCCACUGGCAUAAGGACAAAGCGCAACAGACCAUCAAAAAUGUACCGCGGCUUAUUGUCUUUGUAGUCGGAGGUAUAUGUUUCUCUGAAGUUCGCUGCGCUUACGAAGUGACAGCCGCUCUCAAGAACUGGGAGGUCAUUAUUGGCUCCUCCCACAUCCUCACUCCGGAUACUUUCCUAGCGGACCUCAACUCUCUCAGCGCUUAAAAUAACAGCCAACAUACUUAUCAUGAUUAAUAUUCGAAAUCUUUCAUAUUUCUAUCUUUAAUCCUUAAUAGUUUCAAACUCAGUACAUGUUGUUAUAGACUAGACGUGUAUAAUCUGUAAGUAGCUUAGUUACUGUCACAAAUGAAAAAAAACAUACAAAAAAUCACAUACAAAUUCUAUAAACAGUAUUGUAGAUUAAAAAAUAUUGUCUCUACAUAGCUAUCCAUAGACAAGUCUGCUACUUUUGAAAUCCUAUAAUGUUUAUCAUAGAAUAAGUAUUAUUCAUUCGUUAACAUGUUAAAUUAUUUAAAUACACUAUUAUUAUUGUUAAUAUUUACUGACUUUAGACAUUGAUUUGAAAUUUUGUGUUUCAUUUGAUUUUAAAUUAUUUUUAUUGUUAAUAUUAUUGUUGUAGAAGUGGAAUUUUGUCCAAUGUUGGACUUUCCUGUUGGGCUGUUACAUUACAUUGCUUUUAGGUAUAAUUAUGAUUUAGAAUAUUUAAUUAUUGAAAUAUAUCUAAUAUAUUGUUAAUUCACACUACGUAUUUUCAACUUCUGAAUUGUAGAUGAAUUAUAGAAACAAAAUUAGAUUGUUGCGAAUCGAAAUAAAUUACUAUGUAUGUUAUUCAUUUUGCAAUUGUUUUGAAUACAAGUUUAUUUUUAAUUAUGUAGAACUGCACAUAUAAAAUUUAAUCGCCAAUUUCAUUUGUUUACAUCAUAGUUAUAUCACCAGUAUAACUUCAAUCACACAUAUUAAUAACAUGCUCGUUAUCAACACAUUCCAAACAAAUAAACGAUUGUUUAGUCACAUGAUUCAUGUUUAUCAGUAAGAAAUACAUAAUUACAUUUAUUUAACAUCAGGGUUAUUUCAAUUUAAACAUCUUGCAAUCAUUAAUAAACGAAAAUAAAAAAAAUAAUCGCAGCAUUUAAAGAUUAAUUAUGAAUUUAUUUUCAACGUAGUAAAAUAGAAUUUAAAGUUAUAUAGGUUAGGCUUUGCCCCAAACUGAUCAUAAUAAUGUACUAAUGUACAUCAUUUAAUUAUAGUAUGUUGCUAGAUUGGAAAUUAAAUAUUGGAAUACAAUGAAUGUUGAAAUACAAUUAGAUUCACUUUUAUAGCGGUUUCGUGACCAUUACGUUCAAUUAUGUAGAAGUAUGCUAUUUAAGCCUAAACCAAUUGUCAGUAUUCAAAUGUUAAACGUUUUAUUAAAUUAAUUAAUCAUC
This is a messenger RNA of Papilio polytes (common Mormon), 3036 nucleotides long. It is a transcript of the gene Rop, whose product is annotated as protein ROP. Gene Ontology annotation, biological process: neurotransmitter secretion; vesicle-mediated transport; intracellular protein transport. Gene Ontology annotation, cellular component: plasma membrane; secretory granule. The transcript has 15 exons. Gene Ontology annotation, molecular function: syntaxin binding. Bases 53 to 1816 code for a protein of 587 amino acids. The record is from RefSeq and is a predicted model, not a curated record. NCBI's taxonomy places the organism in Eukaryota, Metazoa, Arthropoda, Insecta, Lepidoptera, Papilionidae.